CAGGUCCAGAGUGAAACAGUCCAACCUUCAUCCAGCUUCCAGCCUUCACUGAUGCUGAAGCUGUUUCUGCUGGAGAUCCACAUGAAGAGUGACUCGGCUUCACAUGUUGUCAUCCUGGAUUUACACUCACAUCUCCAUCUGUCUCACUCCAGAUGUUUCUCUGUUCCAGCUGCUGGAGGACAACAUGGUGGCUUUCAUGAAGGAGGAGCUGAAGAAGAUGAAGAAGCUCCUGAGUCCAGAUUACCCAGCAUGCUUUGGGAGUGAGAGAGAGGAUGAGGAUGAAGAGCAGAGGAGCAGCAGAGAGUCAUUAGUGAGGAUGACUCUGGACUUCCUGAGGAGGAUGAAGCAGGAGGAGCUGGCUGAGCGUCUGAGGAGCAGAACUUCUGCUCCAAUCUGCCAACAGAAGCUGAAAUGUGGGCUGAAGAAGAGGUUCCAGUGUGUGUUUGAAGGAGUCUCUAAAGCAGGAGAGUCCACCUUCCUGAACCAGAUCUACACAGAGCUCCACAUCACAGAGGGAGGGGCUGCAGAGGUCAAUGAGGAACAUGAGGUCAGACAGAUUGAAGCAGCAUCCAGGACAGCAGACAGAGCAGAAACAAGCAUCAGACCAGGAGACAUCUUUAAAGCCUCACCUGGAAGAUCUCAACCAAUCAGAGCAGUGCUGACAAACGGAGUGGCUGGCAUUGGGAAAACAGUCCUGACUCAGAAGUUCACUCUGGACUGGGCUGAAGACAAAGACAACCAGGACGUCCACUUCACAUUUCCAUUCUCCUUCAGAGAGCUGAAUGUGCUGAAGGAGAAGAAGUUCAGCUUGGUGGGACUUGUUCAUCACUUCUUCACUGAGACCAAAGAAGCAGGAAUCUGCAGCUUUGAAGACUUCCAGGUGGUCUUCAUCUUGGACGGUCUGGAUGAGUGUCGACUCCCUCUGGACUUCCAGCACACUGAGUUCCUGACUGAAGUUACAGAGUCCACCUCAGUGGAUGUUCUGCUGACAAACCUCAUCAGGGGGAAACUGCUUCCCUCUGCUCGCCUCUGGAUCACCACACGACCUGCAGCAGCCAAUCAGAUCCCUGCUGACUGUGUGGACAGGGUGACAGAGGUCCGAGGGUUCACCGACCCCCAGAAGGAGGAGUACUUCAGGAGGAGGUUCAGAGAGGAGGAGCAGGCCAGCAGGAUCAUCUCCCACAUCAAGACCUCCCGAAGCCUCCACAUCAUGUGCCACAUCCCGGUCUUCUGCUGGAUCACUGCUACAGUUCUGGAGAAGGUGUUGAAGAGCAGAGAGGGAGGAGAGCUGCCCAAGACCCUGACCCAGAUGUACAUCCACCACCUGGUGGUCCAGGCCAAAGUCAAGACGGUCAAGUAUGAUGGAGGAGCUGCCACAGAUCCACACUGGAGUCCAGAGAGCAGGGAGAUGAUGGAGUCUCUGGGAAAACUGGCUUUUGAGGAGCUGCAGAAAGGAAACCUGAUCUUCUAUGAACCCGACCUGACAGAGUGUGGCAUCGAUCUCAGAGCAGCCUCAGUGUACUCAGGAAUGUUGACCCAGAUCUUCAGAGAGGAGAGCGGCCUGUACCAGGACAAGGUGUUCUGCUUCAUCCAUCUGAGCCUUCAGGAGUUUCUGGCUGCUCUUCAUGUCCAUCAGACCUUCAUCAAGUCUGGAAUCAACCUGCUGGAAGAACAACAGCAACCCUCCUGGUGGUUGAAUAUUUGGAGGGACAAACCUACUCUCCACCUUCUCCAUCAGAGAGCAGUGGAUGAGGCCUUGAAGAGUCCAAAUGGACACCUGGACUUGUUCCUCCGCUUCUUCCUGGGUCUUUCACUGCCGGCCAAUCAGAGUCUCCUUCGAGGUCUGCUGACACAGACAGGAAGUAGCUCACAGACCAAUCAGGAAACAGUGCAGUACAUAAAGAAGAAGCUGAGUGAGAGUCUGUCUGCAGAGAGAAGCAUCAAUCUGUUCCACUGUCUGAAUGAACUGAAUGAUGGUUCUCUGGUGGAGGAGAUCCAACAGUCCCUGAGAUCAGGACGUCUGUCCACAGAGGAACUGUCUCCUGCUCAGUGGUCAGCUCUGGUCUUCAUCUUACUGUCAUCAGAAGAAGAUCUGAAGGAGUUUGACCUGAAGAAAUACUCUGCUUCAGAGGAGGCUCUUCUGAAGCUGCUGCCAGUGGUCAAAGCCUCCAACAAAGCUCUGUUGAGCAGCUGUGGUCUGUCAGAGAGAAGCUGUGGAGCUCUGUCCUCAGUUCUCAGCUCUCAGUCCUCCAGUCUGACACAUCUGGACCUGAGUAACAACGACCUGCAGGACUCAGGAGUGAAGCUACUGUCUUCUGGACUGGAGAGUCCUCACUGUAAACUGGAAGCUCUCAGGUUGAGCAGCUGUGGUCUGUCAGAGAGAAGCUGUGGAGCUCUGUCCUCAGUUCUCAGCUCUCAGUCCUCCAGUCUGACACAUCUGGACCUGAGUAACAACGACCUGCAGGAUUCAGGAGUGAAGCUACUGUCUUCUGGACUGGAGAGUCCUCACUGUAAACUGGAAGCUCUCAGUCUGUCAGGGUGUCUGGUCUCAGAGGAAGGCUGUGCUUCUCUGGUCUCAGCUGUGAGCUCCAAGUCCUCCCAUCUGAGAGAGCUGGACCUGAGCUACAACCAUCCAGGAGCCUCAGGAGUGGAGAAGCUGUUUGCUGCAGUGGAGGAUCUACAGUGCAGUCUGGACACUCUCAGGGUGGACCAUGGUGGAGAGCAGGAACUGGACACAAACUCAAUGAGCAGAAACCUGAAACUGUCCAACAACAACAGGAAGGUGACACGUGUGAAGGAAGAGCAGCCGUAUCCUGAUCAUCCAGACAGAUUUGAAGACUAUGAACAGCUGCUGUGUAGAAAUGAUCUGAGUGGUCGAUGUUACUGGGAGGUUGAGUGGAGCGGAGAGGUUUCUAUAUCAGUGAGUUACAGAGGAAUCAGGAGGAGAGGAGGCAGUAAUGAGUGUGUGUUUGGAUGGAAUGAUCAGUCCUGGAGUCUGAACUGCUCUGAUAAAGGUUACUAUGUCAGGUACAAUGGCAGAAAAACCUCCUCCUCCUCCUCCUCCUCCUCCUCCUCCUCUGGUAGAGUAGCAGUGUAUGUGGACUGUCCUGCUGGCUCUCUGUCCUUCUUCAGAGUCUCCUCUGACUCUCUGAUCCACCUCUACACCUUCAACACCACAUUCUCUCAACCUCUCUAUGCUGGAUUUGGACUCCGGUCCUCUGGUUCUACAGUGAGUCUGUGUCCUCUGUAGGAAGGACGGUCUCUGUCUCUGACAGCAGUCCUGUCAGCACCAAUCAGAGAUCAGAGAACAUCAGUGGAGUUCAGCAGGGUUCACAGACGGAGCCUCCAACAC
Salarias fasciatus (jewelled blenny) is the source of this 3352-nucleotide messenger RNA. RefSeq names its product protein NLRC3-like. The record is from RefSeq and is a predicted model, not a curated record. Gene Ontology annotation, molecular function: protein binding. The transcript is spliced from 7 exons. Lineage: Eukaryota; Metazoa; Chordata; Actinopteri; Blenniiformes; Blenniidae. Bases 104 to 3250 code for a protein of 1048 amino acids.